Messenger RNA from Spinacia oleracea (spinach), 4016 nucleotides. RefSeq lists its product as uncharacterized. The transcript has a single exon. The record is from RefSeq and is a predicted model, not a curated record. Lineage: Eukaryota; Viridiplantae; Streptophyta; Magnoliopsida; Caryophyllales; Amaranthaceae. The coding region runs from base 2783 to 3778 and encodes 331 amino acids.
GUGUUGGGUUAAAUGGGAUGGUGAAAGGUUUCGAGGAAAUAGAAGGGGUGUAAAUGAUUAUACAAUUAGGUUACAACUUACAAGUAGUAUUCUACAAUUUGGUGAACUGAUAGAACUAGUAUUGUCCUGUUGGGAAAACUUGUACUCCGUACUGAGUAGGAAUUGAUGGUCAUUUGGUGAGAAAUUAAGAAGGAAUUAUUCAUUUACAAGCAAUGAAGAAAAAAGUUCGGGGAGUAUUAUUAAAGGAAAAGAAGAGGACUUCGAAAUGUGCAUAUUUUUAAAAGCAACAAAAGGUUAAAGAGAGACGUGUAAUUGUAAUUCAAAGUGGCUCUGGUUUCUGUGAGGGCCUUUUCCUAAUUUCCUGUUAUCUGGAUAUACAGGAAAUAAUAAUUAUUAAUAAUAUUAUUAAAGGGUAAAGUCAGUACGAAGUAGUAAAGAAGAAGCGGUUGCGCUUGAUUUUUUCAAUUCAAGAUACGUAGAGAGGUAGAAUCUUCAUAUACUUCCUCCGUUCUGGAAUGGUCGCACCGUUUAGACUGAAAAUACAUGCCCAUGCACCACUUUGACCACCAAUAUCUUUAACUACUCCGUACAUAUUAUAAAAACUUAUAAGAUAUUAGUAUUUUGAAUAUAUAUAUUAAGAUAAAGUCAACAAUAUACUAUAUAUUAAUAUUUGUUUUCAUAAACUAGAAAUAAAAUAGGGUCAAAGUGAAUUAUGUGAAUAGUGUAAAAAGUUAAAAUUGUCUAAGUAUUCCGAGACGAAGGGAGUAUUGAAUAACUGAAUAAAAAGUCUAAUUAGUAGAAUCUGUUCAUAUACUUCUCUUUAAAGCUUUUGUGUCAAAUGAGGCUUAUGGUACGUUAUAUUCAACGUAUAAGAUUUGAACUUAUCAGAACUUAUAAAACCUUAUUUAACUUUUAUGAUUUUUUAAAUUAUUUAAACUCAAAUUAAGUUAUUAGACCUAAAAUUUAUGGAGUAUUUAAAUAAAGUGUUAUGAAUUGGAAAAUACACAACCUAAUGGCUUAGACGGAAGGCAUUAGUUUAAAAGCUAAUCUACAAAGUCAUACCAAUGUUAGUAACCACAAAAUUAAACAAUACUAGGACAUUGUUUUAGUACUAAUGCAGGCCACGAAGUUGGAUUUGAGGCUGUAUAAACAAAAUUAAACAAUUAAUGUUUUUAUUUUUCUUUGACAUUAGCUAAAUAAUUAAUGUUGAUUAAACCAGAAACUCGAUAAGUUAAAGGCUAACAUGGGUUAACACGACGUGCAAGAGAUAUGAAGAAUAUGAGGUUUCUGAAAAUGUUAUUAAAAUCGGAACAAAUCAUUGAGUAAUACCAACUAAACAAUUGACUCUACCCACGAGAAAAUAAUAAUCAAGAAUUAAUGUCAUGCAAGCAACGAAUGGUCCAAUGACACUUUUCCGCAAUAAACCCAACUUAAUUCCUACGUUAAUUAUUGGUAAUUUUGACUCCGCUUAAUUCCUUAUACUAUCAAAGAUUCAAAGUAGGAAAAAUUGAUAUUAUCGGUCUUAACUAUGGCCUAUUUACUUUAAAAGGUCCAAACUUUUAAUUAUCUCAGAGUGGUCCCAACUAUAAAGGGUCCUUUUAAAAAAUAGUCCCUUAGUUAAAAUUAAGUGCUAUGUAACUUAAUUAAGACUCAUAUCUCUCAUCCAAUAAUCAUGUUUUUAAAUUAAAUUAAGUUAAUGGAAUAGUAUGAUAUGCUUAAAUCAAUUUAAUUAACAGGUUAAUUAAGCUAAAGGACCAUUCUCGGAAAACACACCUCAAAGUUGAGACCACACUAGAAUAAUCAAAAGUUGUGACCUUUUAAAGUGAAGUGACCAUAGUUGGGACUGUCAGUAUCAAUUUUUCCUUCAAAGUACGUAGUACGAAAUAUUUGUCUUAGCAAUUUCGAAACUUUUUGUUUUGGAUAUGGAUGCAUAAUAUUGUAAAUUUUAAAUAUCACAUAUAAAUGCUUCCUUUUUAUCAGUAAGGUAAAAAAAGGUAAUUAAAAUAUAUAAAAUGUUACCAAAAGCAUGAUAAAAGUUACGGAAUGUUCCGAUUUAUAAUAAAUUUGUUGUAUACAAAGUGCGUAUAAGACAUUUUAGACAUUUUAAAUAUUGAACGAACAGAUAAAUUUUACGGAAUAAUGCAUUGAAAUUAAACUUAUUGGAAAAUUGGAAUUGUUCCACUUAGGAAGUUCAAACCAAUAUCUCUGAACAUUUCCAACAUCAACUUCUUUGUAUUAUCACCUUUAAAAUUCAACUAGUAACAUACGGCCGAGUACUUCGUUAAAUGUUUUUUUUUUUUUUUUUUUUUGUGUGUGACAAACCUUUCUCUAGAAUUAGCUUAAACCAAAUUUAUCAGUUUUUGGUAUUUUUUUUUAGUUCAAGCACAAGUAUAAGUUUUGGGUACUUUUAUCUAGGAUUAGCUUAAGCAAACUUAUCAAUACAUUUUUUUAGUUUUUUGUUCUGUCCUAUGCUUCAGCUUCUACCAAUCAUACAUUAUUAUUCAUAUUAUUUUUAUUAUUAAUAAUACCUUAAUAAUAAUAAUAUUACUAUUAAUAUUGUUAUGGUAAUAAUAAUUAUUAUAAUAAUAUUUAUAUUAAUAUUGUUAUGGCAAUAAUAAUAAUACCAAAUUAAUUAAUUAAUCUCACCUUAAAAUACCAAUAUCUACGUAUUGUAUACUUGAGUUUCACUUCCCCACCCUCCCAUUCCAUAAAAAAGCUCGUUCCCUCUUUUUUCCUUCGUCUUCCCCUACUUUCUCUCUCUUCGACAAUACUACCAAGCGCCAUGAAAGACGAUCAAGAUCAUCAUCACCAGCAGCAUCAUCAUCCUUUCCACCAUAGAAGAUUCUGGAAACUUUCCGGAAAUUAUCUACGUAACCCAAAGCCCGCGGCGUAUCUUAUCCUCCUUAUCUUAACGUACGCACUUGGCUAUUUUACCGCCUCACCUUCUCUCUCCUCCAAUCAAAUUACUACUACUGCUGCUACUUCUUCAUCGACUCCAACUGUAUCCACAACCUUAACGACUUGUAACUGCCCUCCGGCCGCGUCGCCACCGAUUCUCGACAAGAACAACGAUCACAAUCGGUUUGGACCGGAGUGUGCGAACCCGAUUCCACCUGAGUUAACCCGGUCCACUAUUUUGAACCGAGUUUUCAACGGGACCUCCCCGUACGAUAACUUCCCUCCGCCCCACUUGGCGAAUUUACUACUUCCCAAGAGAGUCAAAGGGUGGGGAUCAAACGGUGCCGUUUUCGAGAACCUUAUCAACAAAGUUCGCCCAAAGGUGAUCAUCGAAGUCGGAACAUUCUUAGGCGCGUCAGCAACCCACAUGGCCGGGUUGACUCGUCAACUCGGUCUCGACACGCAAAUUCUCUGCCUCGACGAUUUUAGGGGUUGGCUUGGGUUUCGAGACCGAACCGAAUACGUCCCCAUCCAAAACGGCGACGUAUUGCUGAUGGCUCAAUUCCUCCAAAAUGUUGUGUACUACAACGCGACCGAGUCGAUACUGCCGAUUCCGUUCUCGACUGGGUCAACUCUGCAGAAACUUUGCGAGAUGGGGGUAAUGGCGGAUUUGAUAGAGGUGGAUGCGGGUCACGACUUUCAUUCGGCUUGGUCGGAUAUAAACUGGGCCCACAAGCUGCUUAGGCCAGGUGGGGUGAUGUUUGGGCAUGAUUAUCAUACAAAGUAUGAUAAUAGAGGUGUUAGGAGAGCCGUUGAUUUGUUUGCUAAGGUUCAUGGGUUUAAGGUUAAGGUUGAUGGUCAACACUGGGUCAUUGAAUGACUCAAGCACCUCCAUCUUGUACUCGGGAGAUUGGUGUACCUGGAUACAAAAUAGAUUACAAUACACAGACAUUAUGCAAAUAGUGUGAGAUACAUCACAUUUAACAGUUAGCUCAAAUGUUUACAAUUAGAUCAAUGUUUCUAUACGGUUACGUUGUAGGAAAUUAAGAAAUGAAAUUAAAGGAUAAGAUAUUUUUGAAUUCUUUUGUAUUCUCAUUCAUCUGUGGUUGGAAAAAUAA